CACAGAAGACUUGUACAAUCCUCACACGCAGAAAAGCGAACCAUAGAAGAUAUUGAAACAAUUGUUCCGGAUCCUGCUUUGAAACAAUGGGAACCGAAGAAUUGGCGAGAACAACUGGCAAAUAUAGAUCGAAUGCGUGAGGCUCGUGAUGCUCCGGUGGAUACAAUGGGAUGUGAACGUUUAGCCAGCCGAAUCGAGGAUCCAAAAGUCUUCCGUUUGCAGGUUCUACUCAGUCUGAUGCUUUCCAGUCAAACAAAAGACCAAGUGACUGCGGCAGCGAUGGCGCGGUUACAAGCGGCUGGUUGUACUGUCGACCAGCUGCUCGCAAUGAACACGACAACCUUGGAACAAUUGAUUUAUCCGGUCGGAUUUUAUAAGCAAAAGGCUGUGUACAUUCAACGAACUUGUCGAUUACUGAAGGAAAAAUACGACUACGAUAUUCCACGGACCGUGGCGGGCCUGUGCGAACUACCCGGUGUCGGUCCAAAGAUGGCUCACUUAGCCACGCGCGUGGCGUGGAAUGAAGUCACCGGUAUUGCGGUGGAUACACAUGUGCAUCGCAUUGUCAACCGACUCGGCUGGACUAAGAAACCAGCGAAAACACCAGAAGAGACACGAAAAGCGCUUGAAGCAUGGCUCCCUAAAGAGAAAUGGGACAGUAUCAACUGGCUCCUUGUUGGUUUUGGACAACAGAUUUGUCUGCCGGUUGCUCCCAAAUGUGAUGGGUGCUUGAAUAAUGCAGUCUGUCCGUUUGGACGGAAAUCAGUGCGGAAUACGGUCGUCAAUGGCGACAAAAGCAGCGGUAAAAAGAAACGCAAAGCCUGA
Messenger RNA from Echinostoma caproni, 825 nucleotides. Lineage: Eukaryota; Metazoa; Platyhelminthes; Trematoda; Plagiorchiida; Echinostomatidae. The record is from the annotation of a GenBank genome assembly.